Rotaria socialis is the source of this 807-nucleotide messenger RNA. Lineage: Eukaryota; Metazoa; Rotifera; Eurotatoria; Philodinida; Philodinidae. The record is from the annotation of a GenBank genome assembly.
AUGGUGACUUUACUCUCGAUUCAAGUUUUCUCAAUUGUUGCUACGGCGUUAACCAAUCUUAUUGGCAUACUAGCAUUUGCCACUGAUCAUUGGUCAACAGCUGCAUAUGAUCUAGGAAAAUUACGUUCGCAUAUAAAAUGGAUAGCUGUUGAAGAUACAACAAAUGAUUAUAUUCAUGCAAUAAAUAUGACCGAUGAUCAAAAUCAAACACAAGCAUUAUCAUUUAAUGAUCAACAACUAUCAAGUUUAGCGAUGGGUGUUAAUAAUAAUACAAUAUUGUAUAAAACACACAAGGGUAUAUUUCGUCAAUGCAAUUAUUUAUCACAAACUAUUCGUCAACGCUUAAAAAUAUCGAAAUGUCGUGUUCUAAAAGUUGCAAAUAAUCAUUAUGACGACAUCAUUCAUGGAAUGAAUAAUCCUGGACGAGAGCUAAUACGUCUACAUAAUGUGGCAGCUGCUUGUGCUAUUCUCAUUGUACUUCUCCUGUGUGCCUGUACACUCAUUGGUGUUACUGUUGGCAUUUUAAAUGGUGUUGUGCUAGCAACAAUGACAAUUGGAAUUAUCUAUCUUGUCAUCUCAAUGUUCAGCAUAUGUCUUCUGGCUAUUAUGUAUACUAUAUUAAAAAGUGAACGUAAACAAUCACAUUGCUUUGCAUUAGAAAUUCUCACUGAUGAAUUAUGUACUGCUCGUUCAGCUCAAUUAUCAUACUCAUUUGUAUUAGGAUGUUCACUUAUCAUUCUUUGUUUUAUUACAUCCGUACUAUGGUUAUCAUUACAAGAAAAACAGAGAAAAUUUGCGCAGCACUAA